Cylindrotheca closterium is the source of this 2492-nucleotide messenger RNA. Lineage: Eukaryota; Bacillariophyta; Bacillariophyceae; Bacillariales; Bacillariaceae. The record is from the annotation of a GenBank genome assembly.
GCCAAACAGAGAAGAUUGAUCCGCACAAAGCAUUGGUCGAUGACCUGUGCAAGCAAAUUCAAAAAUGGAGGGACGAGGGUUGUGAAGUUUUGCUGGGGAUUGAUGCUAAUGAAGACCUUUCGGUCAACUCCCCGGACUCCAUACGACAGCAUUUUUGUGAGUGCGGAAUGGAGGAAGCGAUUUUGAAACGCCAUCCUCCCACGGCGACCCACCAACGAAAUCAAAGCAACGUUCCCAUUGACGGAAUCUUUACCACUUCAGGUGUUCCGGUUUUGGCUGGUGGCUACUACGCAUUUGGUGAAUUUGUUGAAUCAGACCACAGGGCACUAUGGAUCGAUAUCGGCUUGAACACGGCUUUGGGCAAUUUCACACCCCAGGAGUCUACCUUUAAACCUUGGAAGCUCACCCUUUUGGAUAAGCGGUCGGUCAAACGCUAUCUUCAACUGGUUCACUUGGGAUACGAGGAGUAUGACAUCCCGUCCCGUCUCACCAAGCUCAAUCAGCGCAUUGAAUUUAAUGGACGGCAGAUGUCACCCUCACUGGCACGCAAAUAUAACUGCCUUCACCGGCAGAUGUAUAUGAUACGGCGGCAGGCUGAAGACAAUUGUCGCACUACCUCCUCUGGCAAGGUUCCUUGGUCUCCCAAAUUGCAGGGCUUCUGGGAUUGGUUGAGUCCCUGGAAGCUACUCCUUAGAGGACGCAAGCGAUGUUGUGUGAGCUCCCGAAAGGUCCGGCGCCUGAUGAAGAAGACAAGGCUGUGUACCGUGUGGAAGAAGAGGACUGCUGAACUGGAAGUGGCAUUGGCAGCUGAACGAAGGGCAUACAAGCAAGCCAAACGUCAGGCAAUCCAACUGAGACGGGACUUUCUUACGGUUCAGACAACGGAUGCAAAGAAGAAGAAAUGGAAAUCUCAGAAGGCCCACGAUAGAUUCCUUCGGUUGCGACAAAUGAAGCAACGAGAGGAGGCGAGACGCCGUCGUCGCGCCCAACAAAAAGGAUCUACAGGGGGUUUACGGGCUAUUCAGAUUGAAGAACAAUUACCAGACGGCACUCCGCAGCUGCGUACUAUCACCGACCGUGCUCUGGUUGAAGAAGGUUGUAUGCAAGAAAAUGCGGCACGGUACGACCAGACGCGUGCUCCAUAUACAACUCCACCUAUGGCGGAACCCUUGUAUACAGCAUUCACCGGCGCUCAGGCUGAAUCUAAUUCCAUUGCACUAUUGGAAGGCCGCUACUCCCUGCCCGACCUUCUCGACCCCGCCACUACGGCCUUCCUUUCACAUUGCCGUUUUCACAAGGAUCACUUACCUGUGCACCUUGAGGUGACUACCUCCGAUCAUGUGUACUUCUGGUCCCGAAAUCCGGAGGACAAAGGCUCAGAACCUCACGGCUUGCACAACGGUCACUUCAAGGCAGCGGCCCAGUCACCAGUUAUUGCCUCUUGUGAUGCCCUUUUUCGCAAUAUUCCUUUGGCAACGGGAUUUGUCCCCUCAAAUUGGCGAAACUUGAUGAAUUUUGCAAUUGAGAAAAAGGCAGGCGACUUCCGGCUGUCGAAAAUGCGUACUAUUCAGUUAAUGAAUUCGGAGGCACAGGCCAACAACAAAAAAGCGGGUCAGGCGGCCAUGCGAUAUGCCGAGGAACGCUCCUUGAUUCCGGACGGUCAGUGCGAUUCUCGGAAACGUCACCAGGCCAUUGAUCUGGCCCUGUCCAAACGCCUGGUCUGGAACUUGUUGAUUCUCCAACGACGCGCGGCUGGGUGGAUCUCCAAUGAUGCCAAAUCCUGCUUUGAUUGUAUUGUUCAUUGGGUGGCAAUCAUUGCAAUGCUCCGGUUUGGGCUGACAUGGAGGGUCCUAUCCUCCAUGUUUAACAUGCUGUCAUCAGCGACUCAUCGGGUGCGGAUAGGCUUUGGCGAUUCAGAACGUACUUUCAAGCCGCCUUCUGUUAUCCCCUUCCAAGGCUGUGGUCAGGGCAAUGGGGCUGGACCCCCUAUAUGGAUCUCUGUGAGCUCCGUUCUCAUUACCAUGAUGGAAGCGAUGGGUUACGGCUUUGAGUGCCUCUCAGCACUGGAGUCACAGUUGGUCACAGCCCAAUGCUUCUGCUUUGUUGACGACACCGACGUCAUUGAGGCUGGCAAUACAGUACAUCACUCGGGUGAAGCUAUAUGUGCAUCGGUGCAGGACGCCGCCACUCUGUGGGCUGGGGGAAUCCGUGCCACUGGCGGUGCGAUCAAUCCUGAGAAGUCCUUUUGGUGGCUCAUUGAUUUUGAGUGGGACUCCCGCACAGGCAAAUGGAAAUUCCGUGGGAAAAAAGCAGUCGCCCCCAACUUUGAACUCCAAAUUCAAGGUCUUUCAGGUGCUACUGAAUCCUUGCGUCGCCUUGAACCAGAUGACUUGGAAUGCACUUUGGGAGUUAUGCUUGCUCCCUUGGAAAACCUGGAGGCUCACAAGGCUCAGAUGGUUGCUAAAGCCAAGGAUUGGGCAGAACAGCUUUGA